Phyllopteryx taeniolatus (common seadragon) is the source of this 3648-nucleotide messenger RNA. RefSeq names its product complement component 1, q subcomponent-like 3b (gene c1ql3b). Bases 988 to 1953 code for a protein of 321 amino acids. Gene Ontology annotation, molecular function: protein binding. The record is from RefSeq and is a predicted model, not a curated record. The transcript is spliced from 2 exons. NCBI's taxonomy places the organism in Eukaryota, Metazoa, Chordata, Actinopteri, Syngnathiformes, Syngnathidae.
UCCCCAAAAAUCUUUUUUUAAUAGCACUCUAUAAUCUUGAAAUUUAUAAAAACAUACAGUCAUCAUAUAAUUAAAUUUGAACUACAAUUCAGUGGACAUUGUGCUGCUCCCUCUGGUCUGCGGGACUUGGCAACCUGGGGGCGGUGUAAUACAGACAUACGCAUAUACAUGGAUCCGGCUCAGUUCCUCAGUUAGCCGCAGUAAUACUAGUCGUUCUCCACAUAGGAUAAAGAAAAUAUGCUUGCGAGUAUUGUUAUAUUGUCUGUCUGCGUGUGUUGCUGCACCCUGCUGCAUACUGAUCAUUUAAAAAAGUGGAGAAGGUGAGAGGAAAACAGUUUUUUGUUCAAAGGUAGCGAGGAUUUCGACCUUUUUCUCUGUGACACCGAACACGCGUAAACGACAAAAGCACGACUCACACGCUCUUGCCGGCAGCAGUAGCGCUGCCGUCGGUGUCAGUCGAGGAGGAUGAAGCGGAGAGUGACGCUUUCCAUCAUUCGAGCGGUUCAAAUGGUAAACUUGCAGAACAUGGAUGCGUGUCUGCGUCAGCCUCGGGCCCCCAAAUGACUAAACGCCCGUGUGCGAGGAUGAUGAUGCUUUGAACUCCAAAGUUGUCUUUGACUUCUGAGGCAUAUUUGCAUUUCGAACCGCCUUUUGUUGUUUUAUUCAUCUGAAUUGUGGAAACGCUUGCAAAUCAUUCUCAUCACGCCCCGGUGUUGUUUUUGUCGACUUGCUGCGGUGUGAUUGAAGAAAAGCGUGUAUUCUAUCCAUCGCCUCCACCCACCUCCCCCUCCGAACAGAACAACCGAACAUUUGAAUUCUCUCUGUGCACAGUGGGCAGAAACAAGCACCGUCACGUAUGUUGAGUAGAUUGAAUCCUCUCAUGCAGGAGUCUGAAUAAUAUUAUUAUUAUUAUUAUUAUUAUUGUCGAGGUGGGGGAGGAGAUGCGCCAUUCGGACGGAUGCUGCAGCAGCGCGUAAAAAGCUGCGGAUGCUCCCCCUGCAUGCGCGCGUCCAAGGGGCAAUCGUCAAAGUUUCCGAAGCACGCCUCGGCCGCGCUUCUUCUCCCCCCCCCACCCCCCCGGCUCAGGCACCGCUCGCAAGCAGGCUGGAAGACCACCAGGCUCGCAGCCGGACUCAGCCGCUUCGCAGGGCGCACAUGAUCGCGACCGGUGUGUGCGGCGUGGCGCUGGUCCUGGUUCUGGUGGUGCUCAUCCCGGCCAUGGUCAACUCCGCCGGGACCCCCGCCCGCUACGAGAUGCUCGGCGCCUGCCAAAUGGUGUGCGACCCCCACGGGACCGCCGCCGCCACGGCGCCGGCGAAGGCGGCCGGCGAGCCGGUCAAAGACAACCGCCCGGUGCAGUCGCUGCCCACCUUCAUCCAGGGUCCGCAAGGGGAGCCCGGACGCGCGGGGAGGACGGGUCCCAGGGGCCCCGCGGGCGAGCCCGGCCCGCCCGGCUCCGCCGGCCCGCCCGGGGAGCGAGGGGCGCCCGGUCCUCCGGGUCCGCCGGGGGCCAGCGGACCCACGGGGGCCAUCAGCGCGGCCACCUACAACACGGUGCCAAAGAUCGCCUUCUAUGCAGGACUCAAGAAGCAGCACGAGGGGUACGAGGUGCUCAAGUUCGACGACGUGGUCACCAACCUGGGCAACCACUACGACCCCUCCACCGGAAAGUUCACGUGCUCCAUACCGGGGAUUUACUACUUCACGUACCACGUGCUGAUGCGAGGCGGCGACGGCACCAGCAUGUGGGCCGACCUGUGCAAGAACAACCAGGUGCGAGCCAGCGCCAUCGCGCAGGACGCCGACCAGAAUUACGACUACGCCAGCAACAGCGUGGUGCUGCACCUGGAGCCCGGCGACGAGAUCUACAUCAAGCUGGACGGCGGCAAGGCGCACGGCGGCAACAACAACAAGUACAGCACCUUCUCGGGCUUCAUGCUGUACGCCGACUGAAAAACAAAAACAAAAACAACAACCACCAUCUCGUGUUCUCUCUUUGCUCGCUUCCUCCCUCGCACGCUCCAUCACUUGUUGGAUUAGUAGAGCCAGUGCUUCACAUCACCCUUGUUCGCCAAACGAGCUUGCCGAGAUUGUUGUAUAUCGUCUUCACACACAAACACACACAUAGAGAGAGAGAAGGCAAGAAUGGAAUGUAUUUGUUGACAUGUGGUCUGAUUGGUGUCUAACUGGAUGAACUGCGAAGCAAUGCCACGUUGUAAUGUAGCUGCCGCCGUAUAAUAUAACACGCGAUAUACAGUACAUGUGUGUCUCAACCCUCAUUCAUCACAAUAGUCGCACACUCUGGAAUGUAUUCACGGUAGCGCUCCCCUCUCGGAUCUGUUUUAAUCCCACUCGAGUUUGUUUGGUCCAGUGUGAACGAGGCGGUCAGACUAAAUCAAACGACGUUUGUUCAGUAGCAUUUAGAACGCUCUUUCCGCAAUCUUCAUUGAGCCAAAGCAUUCAAUUUACAGUCGAAAAAUCUCACGGGAAGCCGCCAAACAAACAAAAGUAGAAUCUUUUUUUAACGAUCUCUCAAUUUACUCACAGAUGUGCUUAAUCAGUUAAAUCUGGGCCUGUUUGGUUGAACACAAAACUAUUAUUCUGUCAUAAAAAUGGCCUCAGGUGGCUACAUACUGGUAAGUCAAUUAUACCUCUUACUUGCGAAUUCAUAGAUUUGUAUUUUUUAUUAUUUUUUUAAAUCCAUCUGCCACUAUUUGUGAAACAAGACAACUAAACUAUUUGCUGUUCUGUGCUCAGGCCAAGACCUGUCUAAUAUGAAAGUAUUGCUUAGGCACCAUCUUGUGGGCAAUCAAAAUAUUAGGGCAAUCAUUUUGAUAUUUUCAGCGGUUGACGAGGGCGUAAGUAAACAUGUCCACAAAAAUUUGGGUGACGAUUGUUUGUAGUUUUGUGACAUUAAGCUAUGUUAAGGUUUUCUCUGUUGCGAGCGUAUAGAGGCGUCUCCAAACGAUCGGCAAUCAAAUCGAACAAGUUUGAUUGCGUAAUCGUACAUUUUCAACCUGUUCACUAUUUCCAACUCCAAAUGCUUAUUGUGCGUGUGGUCAACACAGAGUUCGGCCAAAUGGACUGCGCGAUUGCGACGUGAAACGGAACGAAAGCCAAUCACUUCGUGCUGUUGUCGAACACAAAUAGAAGAACAGCUGGUUGUGUUGAGCGUUUUCGUAACGUAUCGUCCACCACAAAGAGAGGAGUAGGAGAAGGAGAAGAGUUUGUACCACCUGCGUAAACGACAAAAGCAAGUAAUACCAGGCCAAAUACCGUAGACCAGUAAUCCCCCGUGAAUAUCGAAAGAUCUGCACUACUUUUCUAUUGGACAAGAUUCAGGCUCCUCCCCUAACUUCAACGUCACACGUUUCUUGGCACCAAGACCAAAGCGCUACUUUUCCAUAAGACAGAGCUUUGGCACUAGUUUAUGGCAUAAACAAAGAGCACAAAAACAGCUAAUUAGUUAAUGGAGGACAGGUUAAAGAAAAGAAUAAUAUAGUCACAAGUAGGCUGGGGAACACUGAAAAACAAAGAUGCCCUCUAAGAGAUUUUCGCAAACCUUUGCGUUUACAUUCUCGCGACCAAUAAGAAAAGAGAGUGACGUCAGAUGCAUUGCUUAAAAAAAAAUGACAGCGUGACAACAAA